Molecule: messenger RNA, 5676 nt
Organism: Synchiropus splendidus (mandarinfish)
Lineage: Eukaryota; Metazoa; Chordata; Actinopteri; Syngnathiformes; Callionymidae
Product: afadin
Exons: 24
Coding region: 21-3407 (1128 amino acids)
Biological process (GO): regulation of protein localization; signal transduction
Cellular component (GO): adherens junction
Molecular function (GO): cell adhesion molecule binding
Source: RefSeq, a predicted model, not a curated record
UGAGAGUCAGAGACGAGAGAAUGCCUGAAGAAGCAGAGCGAGAGAAGCUGACCCGAGUCAUCCGCCUGUGGAACCACAACAGACUGGACCUGUUUGAGAUCAGCUGCCCGGACCAGGACCUGGUGUUCCAUGGCGUGAUGCGCUUCUACUUGGAGGACGGCGGAGGAAACGUGGCCACCAAGUGCGUGCGCUUCAGCAGCAGGUCGUCCACCCGGGAAGUAAUCCAGACUCUGGCGGAGAAAUUCCGGCCGGACAUGAAGAUGCUGAGCGCGUCCUACUCCCUGUUCGAGCUCCACCAAAACACAGAGCGCAAGCUGGAGCUGGAGGAGAAGCCUCUGGUGGUGCAGCUGAACUGGAACUCGGACAACAGAGAAGGACGCUUUGUGAUGAAGAAAGAUCAGGACACUGAGAAGGUGAGUCAGGAGAAGGUCAGCAUCUUCCAGAACUUCAAGAGGACUCUGUCAAAGAAAGAGAAGAAGGAUAAGAAGAAAAGCAGUGAAGAAGAGAAAGAAAGCUGGUCACGAGUCACGAGUCACCAGGACGGAGAGUCAGCGAGGACUGGAGCAUCUCACCACUGUUGGGGUGACACACAGGAGAACCCUGUUUCCUCAGACCAACCUGAACUGCCUCUCCAGAUCGGGUUCAGUGAGAACUCAGAGGAAGCCUUCCUGUCUGCAGUCAUCAACUACACCAACAGCUCCACGGUCCACUUCAAACUGGCUCCUGCCUACGUCCUCUACGCUGCCGGACGCCAGGCUCUGAGCCGAGCCUCCGCCGGCCCCGGAGUGACGUCACUCGUGGACAAGAUGGCUGCCAUGAUGGGGAGAGUGAUUCAGAGGCAGCAGUCGAUGGCAGGAGCUCUGGCCUUCUGGUUGGCCAACACGUCUGAGCUGCUCAACUUCCUGAAGCACGACACUCACCUGAGCAGGUGGACUCAGCAGAGUCAGUUGGAUCUGUCACGCUCUGUGCACAAAGCCUACAGAGGGCUGAUCCACUGUCUGCAGAAUGAGCUUGGAAAGCACCUCCCAACCUUCCUGGUGGACCCUGAGCAGCAUGGUGCUCUGCCAGCUGGCAUCGAGCUGGUCCUGAACACCCUGAUGAACGGCAUGUCUCUGCUGCGCCGCUGCCGGGUCAACCCUGCCCUCACCAUCCAGCUCUUCUCCCAGCUCUUCCACUUCAUCAGCGCCUGGCUCUUCAACCACCUCAUGAGGUCAGAGGUCGAGACGCUGGGCCUGCGCUCGCACUAUUGGGGGGCAGCCUUGCGCCAGAGGCUGACCGCCAUCGAGGCCUGGGCCGAGAGGCAGGGUCUGGAACUGGCAGCAGACUGUCACCUGGGACUCAUCGUCCAGGCAACCACGCUGCUGACGAUGAACAAGUACUCCGUGGAAGACGUGAAGGACGCCCAGAGAAGCUGCUUCAGGCUCAACUCCCUGCAGCUGCACGCGUUGCUGGCUGGAUACUCGUACGCCAGCCGCGAGCCUCUCAUCCCCCCUGAUGUGAUCGCCUUGGUGGCUUCGGCCGCAGAGACGUCUGCUGAUCACCUGAUCCGCAGUGAAGGACGGGCCGUCCAGCUGGAGGAGAGUCUCGACCUUCACCUGCCCUUCCUGCUGCCGGAGGGGGGCUACUCCUGUGACACCAUCCGAGGGAUCCCAGCCGGCCUGAGAGAGUUCCUGUGGCCCAUCAGUCAGAGAGGUCUCUGCUCUCUCGCAUCCCGACCUGGCUCUGUAGGAGACUGGACCGUGUUCUUCACUGACCCCUCCUGCUCUCCAGAGACUCCAUCGUCACCAGCAAGAGAACCGGAGGUGGUGACCAUCACACUCAGGAAGCCUCUCAACAGCAGCAUGGGAGUGAGCAUCGUGGCGGCCAAGGCAGCUGGACACGAGAAGCUCGGCAUCUACAUCAAAUCCAUCGUGAGAGGAGGACCAGCGGAGAUGAAUGGAGGGUUGGCAGCUGGAGAUCAGCUGAUCAGCGUGGAUGGUCAGAGCCUGGUGGAUGUGAGCCAGGAGAGAGCUGCGGCCAUCUUGAUGCAGAGUGGCUCCAUGGUGACUCUGCGAGUCGCUAAAUCUGGAGCCAGUUUUUACGGUCUGGUGGAUCUACUGAGAGAAUCCAACCCAGCAAGGACUGCAGCAUCCAGCCACCUCCAGAGAAGCAGCGAGACACCCAGACAGCAGCUGAUGCUGAGAGACCGGCAGUUCUACCGCUCCAACCCCAACAUGCUCAGUUCACCCACGGAGGACGAGGACCCCGCAACUGACCCCUGUCUGAGGAGGACUGCUGCUGUCUCCACUGUCAACCUGUGCACCAAUACGGCGCCACGAGAAUUCUUCACUCUGCCGACCCUCAAGACUCAGGACAAGCACACCUCUGAGCACAGGAGGUCACUGCGGGCGUUUCAGGUUUGCUUGGAAGAAGUGAGCAGCAACAAGAAGACGACGUUCAUGCGCCAGGCUCUGUCCCAGGAGAACCUGUGCGUGGAUAUGGGGCGCCCACUGCUGGACAAAGACCAGAGUACAAGGCAGGAGCACAGAAGACGCCCGUCCACAGGCAGCUUUUCUCACCUCCCAAUGCGCUCCAGCGCUUCCACCCAUGACCUUCUGUCGGCCGGCUCCUCUCCCUCCAAGGGCCAGGCCAGCACCCGAGCCGGGGUCUGGAGAGCCCCCUUCUCACAGCAGCACACACCCACUCCCUCCAUCCAGCCCAUUCGCAUCGACAUCCCGGUGACCCGGGCUGAGAUCCUCCAGCCCAACCCAGCCCUCACCACCUUCAGGCAGACAUCCGUGAAGCCCAGCCUGAAGGACUCCUCCACCAAGUUGCUGCCUCCACCUCCACUCAGAGGCCAAGCUAAACCACAGGUGAGCAUCCCCCCGACCAAACACGUCUCCUUCCAAGAGCCGACGACCCCACCGAGGCCAGAUCCUGUGAAGCGUAAAGAGGUGUGUGAUCCGUGGAGGAGGGAGGCCCAGGAGCAGCUGCUGAAGCAGCAGAGGCUUCAGGCGGUGGAGCUGCUGCAGAAGGAGGUGGAGACGCUCCAGGCUAAAGACAAGCGCUCAGCUGAGGAGACCGAGCGACUUCGCAAGCUCAACUUGGAGUGGCAGUUCCAGAAGAGGGUGAAGGAGAUACAGCAGAGGGAGGGUGAGGAGGAGGAGGAGGAGGAUGAAGAUGUGGACAUGAGGGCCAUGAUUCAGCAGCUGGAGAAACAAGCCAUGCAGAACCAGAACUGUCAGGAAGUCAAGGCUGAGUCGGCCUCUUCUCACUCCCGGGUCCAGGGAAAAGAAACAGCUCAGAAACUGGACGCACCCGGUCUGGACAGCAUGACUCCACCGGACGGAAGCCACAAGGCAUCGGCUCCGGAGAGGCUCCCGUUCAAGGAGCGCCAGCGCCUCUUUUCUCUGGCUACCAGUGCUUGAAGAAACGUUCCUGCCGGCAGAGACAACUGGUCCAGGAUGUCUGUUGAAGCGUCCCGGAGGUUUGGAUCAGCAGAAAGGAUUUAUUCUGAAGGAAGAAUUUUGAAAUGAAUGUCAAACGUGUCUCCAGAUCCCUUUGCUUUUUAUCUUCUACGUAUUAGCUGAGUGUAAACAUCUAUGUUGCUCACCUAGUUCUCUAGACAGAUAGCUAGAAAACACCAGUACCUGUUGUACUGUAACUGAUGGUGGUUGGGACUACUUGGUGCGUUGAUAGAACUGGACCACUGCCUUCUCUUGAUCGCGGGUCUCGAUGGAGCCGCUGCGCAGUCUCCGGAUCUCGUUGAUGGCGUCGAUCCCUGACAGCUUCCUGGUCUUCACCAGGUAGCAGGCCAACAUGGUGCCUGUCCUUCCAUGGCCGUGCAUGCAGUGAACCGCCACGCCCUGCAGAGGUAGCAAGGCUCAAGCCCCCGAGGAAGUCACAACAGCUCACACUGCUCUCACCUCGCCCUUGGCAUUGGCCUCAUCCACGAUGGCCAGGAAGCGGUCGAUCUGAUCGGGGGAAGGAGGAGUGAAGUCGGUUAUUUUGAUGUGAUGCAGUUGCAGCUGCGGGCAGGUGUCGUAGUAGGGGGGCUUCCUCUCGCACAGGCACACCAGAUGUUUGAUGCCACGGUCCAGCAGAUACUGGUACUCCGAGGUCAUCCUCGGGAGAGCCAGCCCCGCCACCUUCCCGUCAUCCACCCAGGAGAAGUUGUUUGGAGGAGUGGAGGCCAUCCUGGUUCCAGCAGGUCACAAGACAGACAGUUAGAUGAAGACAGUCCAGUCAGGAUUGCGUCAUUCUGCUCCUUCUGUGGUGCAGCCAUCGCCACUUGUGAUUUGAAAUAAAUGUUCAUGACUCUCAUGCACGUGGUCCAAACAGAAUUACAAUCAAACCUCAAAAACAGUUGAGUUGUCGCACGUUGGUCUGCCUUCAUAAAGAAGUCGCCGUUAUGACGUUUGAAUUCAGAAUUACAGAGCAGCGCAAAGGUCUUCAGGAUUGCGACACUGGUGUCUGUCAUUUCUGCUUCUUCAAUCAUUACUGUUUGAGAUUUGAAAUAAAUAUUCAUUCAUUAUAUCACACUCAUAACUGUCACGUACUUUGUCCAAACAGAACAACAAUGAAAGAUCAAAAACUUCUCUACCUUUAGUCGGCAUUAUGAUCUUUGAAUUCAGAAGUAUCUCCGAAUAAUAACAAUAACUAAACAAUCACUCGUGGAUCAUAAUGAAGCCGCGUAACAUUCGAUAGCUCUUUUGAAGCCGCUUUAAACUACAGCACUGAGGUUCGGACAGCUAAGUGCUAACCUAGCUUUAGCGAGUACAAACUCCGGGCGCAAACUCUGAAGGUGGCGAAGCGUCCUGUGGUGCAGAAAGUUAUGUGGACGGUUAAACCAUUCAUUCAACCCGGCUCCUUCUCUGGAGGAGAACACCCACCUGUUCCGGGGACCUUCCGCUCACUUCAGUUCACUGUGGCUGCUAGCCUUAGCUUUAGCUUCCGCUGACAGCCGGAAUACCGCGACUGUGUCCCGUCAGGUGCGAUCCGGGUGUGACCCGGUGUGACCCGGGGGUGUGAGGCGCCGAGCUGUCAGCCGAGCCUGGGUCAUGUCGGACGGGGAGCCGCAUCGCGAACAGCUGUCAGGAGGCUCGGGAGGUUCACCGGGGGGGAGAAAAAGGAGGGGCGAGGUAAGUAAAGUAGAAAAAGUAAAACAGUUUGGGACCGUAUCAGUCAAUUCUAUGCACUACCAGCUCCAAAAACAGUAGUUUAAAACGUUUUGCUUUUUUAAGACUCCGCCAGGAUUCGAACCCGCGAGUCCAGCAAACGGUGCGUUCAACGUGCACACAAUGCCUGUGACGUCACGAUUCAGUUUUGUUAUGUAGGCUGUUUAUGUUGGAUUCUGAGGUUUUUAUGCACUUAUUACUUCUGCUUUUGCUACUAUUAUAGUCAAAUUCAUGGCUGUUCAUUCCCACAAAUGGCCACACGGUGUCAGUGUGGCCAAGCGGUGUGAGGAGCUGCGCUGGAGCGGGGGAACACUUGGUGCUAACCUGCUAUGCUAACCGUGCAGUUGGGACUUGUACAUAAAAACCCGGGGACUGCAUCUCUUUAAAACACCUCUCAGUCGGACGCUGGAGGCUCAAUGUCUGUGGCGAACACCAAACACAGCGUCCUGUUCCCGGCGGCGCGUCCUUCCACUCACCCGCCUCUCCUCCUCAGGCGGUGCCGUACACGGGGCCCAUACCU